AUGCAUGGAGAGACGAAUCCUCAUCAGACGCCUGUAAUAAUUCUUCACGGUUUACUUGGAUCAAAAAGAAACUGGGAAAGUAUGUCUAAGAAAAUAGCUUAUGCGACGCAAAAGCCUACCAACGUAUCAAGUUUAAUUGCUGUUGAUAUUUCACCUGUAUCGACAGCGCGAACUCUUGACGAAUUUAUGCCUCGGUUAUUGGAUACAAUGAAAUCUAUAAACUUUCAGGGUAUCAAUGAUUUAAAUAAAGCAAAAGUUCUUGUUAAAGAAAAACUGUUACAAUCUAAAGUUAUUGACUUAAAUAGCAUGGGUUCUGUAUUGAUGAAUUUGGGAAUAAAGCCAGAUCAGUCAAUAGGAUGGAUUUGCAAUGUUGACACACUAAGUAAAUACUUCACGGAUAUUGCUACAUUUCCUGACUUAUCGGGUAUGGUGUAUAAGGGGCCGACCUUGUUCGUCGGUGGAGAAGAUUCGCAUUAUAUCCCGUAA
This is a messenger RNA of Parnassius apollo (apollo), 486 nucleotides long. The record is from the annotation of a GenBank genome assembly. NCBI's taxonomy places the organism in Eukaryota, Metazoa, Arthropoda, Insecta, Lepidoptera, Papilionidae.